AAACUGUUUUCUUCCGCUCUCUGUUCUUGUACAAUUCUCUUAACUAUUUUCUUUUUUUUUUUUUUUGUUGAAAAUAAACAACUAAUCAUGAUUCAGAUCAUUCUCUUCAACUUAUUUCUAGUACUAAAUCUUUUGAAUUUAGGGGCGAACUGUCAGCAAAAUUAUUCAGGAUCACAAUCACAACGCUGUGACAUUAACAACCAUGAAUCAGUGACAGGGCCUUCCCCAGCCAUACUUUACAAUUGCAACGGCCAAAAACGGUUCUGCCAAUCUUACCUCAUUUUCAAAACUCAACCAUUUUUCGAUUCGAUUCGAACCAUUUCCAAGCUCACGUUAGCGAGCCCAGAAGAGUUGGCUAGACUCAACAACGUUGAAAAAACCAAAUCUUUUCCUUUAAACAAAGAGGUAAUAGUUCCUGUUAAUUGUUCUUGUGGAGCAGAUCAGUACUACUACCAGGCCAAUGCAACAGUAAUCUUAAACGAGAAUGAUACGUAUUCAACCAUCGCUAACGAUGUAUUUCAAGGAUUAAGUGCUUGUACUUCUCUUGUUCGUGCCAAUUCACAUGAAGAACAUGCUUUACAGGGUGGCAUGGAACUGAAAGUUCCUCUUAGGUGUGCUUGUCCGACUAGGAACCAAACCCGAAACGGCACCAAAUAUCUCUUAACAUACCCGAUUAGCUCAGGCGACGAUAUUGAGAAAAUUGGUGAGAGAUUUAACGUUACUUUGAAAAACUUACUCUUUGCAAAUGGGAUUUCGGAGCACAAUCCGACAAUUUUCUUUAAAACUACAAUUCUUAUUCCUCUCUCUACUCAGCCUCUAAGUUCUCAAACCACAGUUCAUAAUAAGAGUUAUGAUGAUCAUAAGACACCCUUUAGUUCUUUUCCUUCGAAAGAGACUAAAUCGAAGAAGAAAUUUUACGCUAUUUUUGGGAUUACGGCUGGUUGUUCUUUGCUAGUCCUCUGUGUCGUUAUAGUGGCUGCUGUUUGGGUUUACAAAUCAAAGAGAUCGUCAUCAUCAUCGCCAAAGGGUUUAUUAUUGUUACCAACUAGAACGACGACGAUGUCGCCGGAAGAUCUCCGAGUGGAGAUUGCUAGCUUCGAAAGAGGUCUUCAAAGGUUUGGAAUCGAGGAGAUUAGAAAAGCUACUGAAAAUUUCAGUUCCGAGAAUCAAAUCGUGGGUUCUAUCUACCAUGGUGUGUUUGGGAAGGGUCAUAUUACAUUAGCGGUUAAGAAAACCAAAAGAGAUGUCUCAAGAGAAGUUAACAUUUUGAAAAAGUUAAACCAUUUCAAUUUGAUCAAGCUUGAAGGGAUUUGCAAGAACAGAGAGUUUUCUUAUCUAGUAUUCGAGUACAUGGAAAAUGGUUCAUUAAGAGAGUGGCUUAGCAAAAACGACCAAGAAAAGGAUUGGAGCUGGAAUACAAGGAUUCAGAUUGCUUUGGAUAUUGCCCAUGGCCUUAACUAUCUUCAUAGUUUCACUAAGCCGGCUUACGUGCAUAAGAACAUUAAGAGCAGUAAUAUUCUGCUCAACAGAGACAAGAGAGCCAAGAUUGCCAAUUUCGGGCUUGCUGGGCCAGCUACGGAUCAGGUGAACAUCCCAAGUCGUAGAAGUAGUUCUCAUUCCGAUUUCCCAAGGACUACUACUGCUCACGUGGUGGGAACUAGAGGUUACGUGGCUCCAGAGUAUUUGGCAAAUGGGAUUUCAACACCAAAGAUCGACGUGUAUGCUUUUGGAGUUGUGGUUUUAGAGCUUUUGAGUGGGAAAAAUGCUGUGAUUGGGAAAGAGAAUGGAAGACAAGUGUUGCUGUCGAAAACCAUUGUGGAGAUUAUGGAAGGAGAUGAUGAAGCUAAUAAGCUUGAUAUGUUUAUUGAUCAUGGCCUUAAGGAAGAUCAUAGAUAUGUAGAGUUUGCCAUUAGGGUUGCUAAAUUGAGUGUCGCAUGCUUGAAUCCAGAACCGGAGACUAGGCCAACCAUGGGAGAUGUCAUUUCAACUCUCACCAAAAUUCAGGCAGAUUUACAUAAAAAUUGAAUUAUCCUGUCCUGUAAUGUAAUUAAGAUUUUCUUUUCUUUAUUACAUUAAGAAUUUGUAUUAUAUCUUAGUUUCUUUUUUCUUUUAAAGGGUAAAUUUCCAAGUAAAUUUCCAAUAGGAAUGCACAUUAUCCUUAUGGCCCCGCGCGGACCUGCCCUUAAUGAGGCGGGAAACAGAGCGGAGACGAGAAUCAUUUCUUGUCCUUAAACAUGACAAGGACGAGGAGGAUGACACUCCGUUGAAUACAUUAAUUAUCUUUUUAUUAAUAUUUUAUAGAGAAAUUUACAGCCAAA
Molecule: messenger RNA, 2318 nt
Organism: Cannabis sativa
Lineage: Eukaryota; Viridiplantae; Streptophyta; Magnoliopsida; Rosales; Cannabaceae
Product: protein LYK5
Exons: 1
Coding region: 88-2025 (645 amino acids)
Biological process (GO): protein phosphorylation
Molecular function (GO): ATP binding; protein kinase activity
Source: RefSeq, a predicted model, not a curated record